AUGCUAGGUUUGCUAUCGACGGGUUUAGCUGGUGGAUCUCUAAUAGCCGAGGUGCUUUUGUUGAAUGCUCGUGUUUGUGGUUUGGGAGUGAGCUCAAAGGAGUGUCAUACACCUUUAGACCAGUACAAAGAAUUGAAAGUGAUGAAUAAUUAUUUUGGAAUUGGUCUGGAUGCAAAAAUCGCCUUAGAGUUUCAUAAUAAAAGAGAAGAGUCAGAUAAGACCCGAAGCCGUUCGCGUCUUUUCAUGUGGUACGGUAUUCUGGGUGGCAAAGAAUUGAUGCAUCGAACGUAUCGUAACUUAGAUCAAAGGAUACGGCUAGAGUGUGAUGGCAAACUGAUCGAUCUUCCUUCUCUUCAAGGCAUUGUGAUAUUGAACAUUCCCUCUUAUUCUGGUGGUGCCAAUUUUUGGGGUAGCGCUAAAGAUGAUGGAUAUAAUAUACAGAGCUUUGACGAUCGAUUAUUGGAG
Cylicostephanus goldi is the source of this 465-nucleotide messenger RNA. The record is from the annotation of a GenBank genome assembly. NCBI's taxonomy places the organism in Eukaryota, Metazoa, Nematoda, Chromadorea, Rhabditida, Strongylidae.